AUGCGCGGCCACUGUGUUCUGCUGCUCCUGGGGCUCUUCGUCGGGACAACAUCCCAGAAUGCCUCGGAUGAGAUCAGCGAUGGGAGCGACAGCAACGGCAGCAACGACAGCAACCUCACGGACAACGCCACCCUGGAGGACAGCCUCGCCGUUUCGGUGACCUGCUACCCCGAGGAGGACAUCCUCCUCGGGAACGCAGAGACCUGCGUGCUGAAGGGUGACCUGGCGCCGGUAGAAGACUGGAACAGACUCUCUUUCAACAUCCUCCAGACGGAGGUUGUCUGCCGAGACUAUGCUGAAAUCGCGCCCUGCAACGUCUCCGAGAUGGUUGUCUACGAGGAUGGUUGGCCUGUUCACCUAGACGUCGUCGAGUCAUUCCGCAAUGGGGGCCCUGCCGACUGGGUUCAGUUGGUCGCCCGGGGCCUGGCGGUCUGA
Molecule: messenger RNA, 435 nt
Organism: Symbiodinium natans
Lineage: Eukaryota; Dinophyceae; Suessiales; Symbiodiniaceae
Source: the annotation of a GenBank genome assembly